This is a messenger RNA of Symbiodinium natans, 657 nucleotides long. The record is from the annotation of a GenBank genome assembly. Lineage: Eukaryota; Dinophyceae; Suessiales; Symbiodiniaceae.
AUGUCGCUGACCAUUGGCAUGAUGGAUUCGAUCGUCCGCCCUUCCUUGGACCCCAAUUCGCAGCGGUGCCGGGACAACAUGCGGAUCUCAAUUCCGGAGGAUGCACAGGAUGCUUAUCCGCCCGAGUCGGUGCAGAUUCGCAAUACUUUCAUACAUGUGGCCACCCCGAACCAUGAGGUGGAGGACGCUUCGAAGCAUGUCUUUUCCUGUCCUGCCAGCACCAUUGGCUGGAUUCAGAAGCUGUUUGAGGAGGAUGACGCCGCCGAGCUUCAGCCCAUCAGCACAAAGCAGAGCAGCAGACCCGUGAUUUGCCUCGAAGAUGCCCUCUUCGAUGCUGUUGCCCACACGCCCUAUGCCUACGAUGCGUCUCACGGCCCUUUCUCGCAUGGGCGAGAAGAGCUGACGGAGCUGGGGGCACGGGGGCUGCCAGCGCAUCUCCCAAGCGGUGGCAACCCGAUGCACAGCUCGACAGGACUCCCGAGCAUUGGCUCUGCGAGUCACUACACGGGCGAGUGCCGGCCGUGUGCCUUCCUCCACGCGAAGGGCUGCGUAAACGGCACCUCCUGCUCCUUCUGCCACCUCUGCGACAAAGGUGAGAAGAAGAGGAGGCAGAAAGCCAAGAAGGCCAUGUUCCAAGGUCUCCAGGGCGGUGCGUGA